This is a messenger RNA of Paecilomyces variotii, 1734 nucleotides long. Its product is annotated as putative aldo-keto reductase. The record is from RefSeq and is a predicted model, not a curated record. Gene Ontology annotation, cellular component: cytoplasm. The transcript is spliced from 3 exons. NCBI's taxonomy places the organism in Eukaryota, Fungi, Ascomycota, Eurotiomycetes, Eurotiales, Thermoascaceae. The coding region runs from base 402 to 1430 and encodes 342 amino acids.
AUUAUUAUUAGUUAUUCGGUAGAACUGCCUUGGUCAGCAUUAAUUUGGAGCAAUCUACCACUUGGGACAAUCGGACUUUGAGAGCGGAGAUAGCGAUACGCCGGAGGGCCCAAAGAACGUCGAGGCGAGAAGGAAUCCAUUGAUGGACCGUGGAUGAUGAUGGACUAACAAUGUCCGGUUAGCACUGUGGAUAUGCGCGUUUCGCAAGAAUGGGGUGGCUCGACUUAUCCCCGAACUCUUGGAGGGGCUGGCUUGUUCGAGCCCCACCGAUAAAGUAGGCAGUAUAUAUACAUAUAUAUAUAUAUACCCCUCCGGAUAGACAGAAGCUGCCCAGAAUGUGAAAUACGGCACGAUACUAUACCGGUGGUUCGUUUCAUUAUAACUCUGAUUGACUCCUCACGAUGGUUCCGAAACUACCAACUCGCCAACUGGGCAAGGAUGGACCUCAGGUCGUUGCCCUGGGAUGGGGAGCUAUGGGCCUGUCCAGGUUCUACGGCCCUGCCAAACCCGACGAGGAACGUCUCAAGUUCCUGGAUUAUGUACACUCGACCGGUCUGACCAACUGGGAUACCUCGGACAUGUACGGCGACAGCGAGGACCUGCUUGGAAAAUGGUUCGCUCAGUCCGGCAAGCGGGACGAGAUCUUCCUUGCGACCAAGUUCGCCGUCACGAAGGAUAAGGACGGGAACUUCAUUCUGAGAAACGAUCCGCCGUAUGUUAAGGAAGCGUGUGAGACGAGUCUGAAACGGAUGGGAAUCAAGACCAUUGAUCUCUAUUAUUGUCAUCGGAUGGAUGGCGUUACGCCCAUCGAGAAGACGGUCCAGGCUAUGGCGGAGCUGAAGAAGGAAGGGAAGAUUCGGUAUCUGGGACUAUCGGAGUGUUCUGCUGAAACGCUUCGUCGAGCAUGCAAGGUACACCACAUCUCGGCCGUCCAGGUCGAAUACAGCCCUUACAGUCUGGAUAUCGAAAGCCCACGUACCAAGCUCCUUGAGACCGCUCGUGAGCUCGGCGUUGCUAUUGUCGCAUACUCUCCUCUCUGCCGUGGAUUCCUCGGAGGUAAAAUCAGAUCACCCGACGAUUUCCCAGAGGAUGACUUCCGAAAGACCCUGCCACGUUUCUCGAAGGAGAAUUUCCACAAGAAUAUUAAGCUUCUCGAUAUCCUCAACGGGAUCGCUGAUAAGAAGGGUGUCCAUGUCAGUUCUCUGACGCUGGCGUGGCUCAUGGCUCAGGGAGAUGACAUUAUUCCCAUUCCAGGCACGACGAGUGUCGAGAAUCUUGACAUCAAUGUGAAGGCGCUCAGUAUCAAGCUGACGCCGGAGGAGAGUACGGAGAUCCGAGCUGCAGCUGAGAAUGCAGAGGUUGUUGGCGACAGAUAUGGUCCUGGCCUCGGGGAUCAAGUAUUUGCUGAUACCCCGCCUUUGGAGGAGUAAGAUGGGUCAUGAAUCGAAUGGACUGAUAUCGUGGUCGGGUUCAUACGCCAGUUUCAUUGGAUUACGGCUGCCGUCAGGUUUUACGUUGAAAGAGAGCUGGGAAUGAAAUGCACAGUGUUCAUCCUAACUGUAAAAUGAGUCGAUGGAUCUAAUUGGAAGAAGCAGAAACCUGGAAUAGUAAUCUCUACCUUAGUACACUGUCUCUAGCUGUCAACGGACGGAAAAUCCAAAUAGUCAGAUUGAAUUGGAUAUCCAGGACUGUUCAGGGGAGGAAACAGACACUGCGUGGAGAAAUCCCGAUAGC